Messenger RNA from Elgaria multicarinata webbii, 3158 nucleotides. It is a transcript of the gene GRHL2, whose product is annotated as grainyhead like transcription factor 2. Lineage: Eukaryota; Metazoa; Chordata; Lepidosauria; Squamata; Anguidae. Gene Ontology annotation, molecular function: DNA-binding transcription activator activity, RNA polymerase II-specific; RNA polymerase II cis-regulatory region sequence-specific DNA binding. Gene Ontology annotation, biological process: brain development; regulation of transcription by RNA polymerase II; neural tube development. Bases 186 to 2054 code for a protein of 622 amino acids. Gene Ontology annotation, cellular component: nucleus. The record is from RefSeq and is a predicted model, not a curated record. The transcript is spliced from 16 exons.
UAGAGGGGGGGAAGAAAAGCAGAAUUACCAGUAGCUCUGGUUCUGCCGUCCCGGGCGCUCGCUCGCUCGCUCUCACUCUCACACACACACACCACACACACCUUUACCUGCACAGACUUGAAAGUCCAGUUUCACCAGAGAGACUGAGGCACCUGGAAAAGGGGAGAAAGUUCAUUGGAUCAAACAUGUCACAAGAGACGGACAAUAAAAACCGCCUUGUGACUAUUGUGCCGAGUGAUGCUCCAUUCAAUAGCAGAAGAGCCUACACCAGUGAAGAUGAAGCUUGGAAAUCCUAUCUGGAGAAUCCCUUAACAGCAGCUACUAAGGCUAUGAUGAGCAUCAACGGAGAUGAGGACAGUGCUGCUGCUCUUGGAUUACUGUAUGAUUAUUACAAGGUUCCUAGAGAUAAAAGGCUGUUGUCUGUUAACAAAGUGAGUGAGAAUCAAGAAGACCAGGAUAAAAGAAACUGUCUUUCCACCAGUGAAACUCAGAGUAACUUGAGCAACAGUGGUGAAAACAGAGUGCAGGUCUUGAAAACUGUCCCGGUAAAUCUUUCCUUGAAUCAGGAGCAGCUGGAGUCGUCUAAAAGGGAGCAGUUCAGUUCCAGCGUAUCUGGAAGCCCAACCUCCGUUUCUGUGACAGGAGUUAUGGUGGUGAAAGCGGAAGAGUAUACCCCUAUUUACAUGGCUCCAUCGGUGCAUUACGCAAGGGGAGAAAAUGAAGAGCACCGGGGGGUUAUAUUUGAACAUGCACAUUAUGAAGUGCCCAACAUCACGCCCCAUUCAACCUAUAUGAAAGACGACCAGCGGAGCACUCCCGACAGUACUUACAGUGAUACUUUUAAAGAUGGCGGGGCAGAGAAAUAUCGCAGUGGUUCCGUAGGACCUGAGGAAUACAUUUAUGAACAAUCAGCCAACAGCACAUUUCGGUAUACUUUGGAAGCAACCAAAUCCCUGCGUCAAAAGCAAGGAGAAGGACCAAUGACCUACUUAAACAAGGGACAGUUUUAUGCCAUAACUUUGAGUGAAACUGGAGACAACAAAUGCUUCAGACACCCAAUCAGCAAAGUUAGGAGUGUGAUCAUGGUUGUGUUCAGCGAAGAUAAAAACCGCGAUGAGCAGCUGAAACACUGGAAAUACUGGCAUUCGCGGCAGCACACAGCUAAACAGAGGGUCCUUGAUAUUGCUGAUUACAAGGAGAGCUUCAACACCAUCGGGAAUAUUGAAGAAAUUGCCUAUAAUGCCGUGUCGUUUACUUGGGAUGUCAAUGAAGAAGCAAAGAUUUUCAUCACAGUGAACUGCUUGAGCACAGACUUCUCUUCUCAAAAAGGAGUCAAGGGGCUUCCUUUGAUGAUUCAGAUUGACACAUACAGUUACAAUAAUCGCAGCAAUAAACCCAUCCACCGUGCCUUCUGCCAGAUCAAGGUUUUCUGUGACAAGGGAGCCGAGAGGAAAAUCCGAGACGAAGAAAGGAAGCAAAACAGGAAGAAAGCAAAAGGCCAGCUUCCGCAACCACCAUGCAGUAAUGCUGAAGGGAAACUGGCCACUGUCCCUCUCCAGAAGAAGAGCGACAUCACCUUCUUCAAAACAAUGGUUGACCUGGACUCCCAGCCUGUUCUCUUCAUACCCGAUGUUCACUUUGGGAACCUCCAAAGAGCUGGGCAGGUUUACUAUAACACAGAAGACGAGCGAGAAGGUAGCAUCUUGGCUAAAAGGAUAUUCCGGACAGUAGAGGAGGACUUUGCUCCACCACCAUUGAAGCAAAUAAAAGAAGAAGGAGCAAAAAGAGUGCUGCUAUAUGUGAGGAAAGAGGCUGACGAAGUGUUCGAUGCUUUGAUGUUGAAGUCCCCCACUGUAAAGGGACUAAUGGAAGCGAUUUCCGAGAAAUACGGUCUUCCAGCUGAAAAGAUUACAAAGCUUUACAAGAAGAGCAAAAAGGGGAUCUUGGUAAAUAUGGAUGAUAACAUCAUUGAACAUUAUUCCAAUGAAGACACUUUCAUCCUAAACAUGGAGAGCAUGGCAGAAGGCUUCAAGGUCACAUUAACGGAGAUCUAGUCCAGAUCAGAGUGCAGCCCCUUGAAGUCAGAGCAUUUCGCCUUCCUCUUAAAGGCACAGCUCCUCUAAAGCCCCUGAUGACUCACCAAUGCUGAGAAGAUAAGGCUGUUACAAAAUUCCAUAGGGAAACAACCCACGUUCCUUAUUUUUGGCGCAGGAAGCAAACCUGGUAGCUACUGACCAGUCUGUUCAAAAUGAACCGACACACCAUCAAAAAGUUCUUUAUUUAUUGAUCCUCACUCUGCAAUGUGUAAAUAAUCCAUGGAUCCUGGACUUUGCAGUCUUGCCCACUGCAAGGGAGAAACAGCAACUUUUUAAAAAGAUAACUAUCUAUUAACAUGGAAGAAAAUGGAAUUGUGGGAUUUCACUAGUUCAACUGGGACUUUAAAAUUAAAAUUGCACCCUCCAGAAUGAAUUGUGGGAAGAUCCGAUACUCUAAUCCAUGCAGAGCUAGCGAUGGGGAAAGCGGCUGACGGCCUGCACAAAACUCCCACCAAGUGCGGAGGGACGUGCAACUCAGCCAUGUUUCUCCAGGUGCUUCCCAGCACAGGGCAAUUGAGGCCUGUAAGUAAGAUGGCCUGUCAUUUGUAAGUAGAACACCACCCAUUUAAACCUCUGUACAUAAUGUUUAUAAUAAUGUAAUAAUAUAUUUUUCCUACCCCUGCAGAUGUGUUUACUGCCACUAUGAUUUGUGAUGGGAUUAGAAAGUGGCAGAGCCUCUUGCUGAGAGGAAAGACAUUCUGCCGUCCCCUAUUCAUUGUGCAGAGAGGUAGAUGUCGGUUUCUGUGUCUUUUGUCUUGUGGGCUGCCCAGCGUCCACAGUACGAUGUUAAAGCUCUCCUCAAUGUCGCAUUUGGCAAUUAGUCCAUAAGCUUGGGUGUCUUGCUUUGGCUGUAGCAAGCUGCAAAUGCAGUGGAGUCAGCAAAUAGUCAAGCCAGCAAAGGUUUAGUUGAUGGGGUUCAGGUUACAACAGAAGUGGUCUCGGUCCAGGCAGAAGUCAGAAUGGAGGCAGGCAGGCAAGAGGAACAGGCGGCAGCAGGAGUGGUCAGGGUAACAAGCAAGAGGUCAAACACGGCAAAUCAGUCAGGUACAUCACGCAAUCCAG